AUGGCCAGAAACACCACCAAGAACAAGCGCUGCAGAGGACACCAAAAAGCAAUCUCCAAAAAGAAAUCACAUUCUGGCAUUGAAUCUGGCCAUAGGAAUUACUCACUCUACGUAAACAGGGUCCUAAAAGAAGUGGUUCCCCAGAAGGGCAUAUCAUCUCGUACCAUGGACAUCAUGAACACCAUGAUCAACGACAUGUUUGAGCGCAUUUCCACUGAAGCCUGCAACCUAAUGUGUUACAGAAAACGCUGUACCCUCACCCCUGAAGACAUUCAGAAGGCAGUGUAUUUGCUGCUGCCUCAGAAACUGGCUAAGUAUGCAGUGGCUUUCGGAACUGAAGCUGUCCAACGAUAUGUCCGCUCCUAA
Dama dama (fallow deer) is the source of this 366-nucleotide messenger RNA. RefSeq names its product histone H2B subacrosomal variant. Gene Ontology annotation, cellular component: nucleosome. The transcript has a single exon. Gene Ontology annotation, molecular function: protein heterodimerization activity; DNA binding; structural constituent of chromatin. The record is from RefSeq and is a predicted model, not a curated record. Gene Ontology annotation, biological process: nucleosome assembly. The coding region runs from base 1 to 366 and encodes 121 amino acids. NCBI's taxonomy places the organism in Eukaryota, Metazoa, Chordata, Mammalia, Artiodactyla, Cervidae.